AUGACUACAGUAAUCCAAGGAAAGUUGGGCCAUUGUCAACUGGCACAAGACAUUAUGUACCAGAUGGCGUGGGAGAAUAAGGCUGACGUACUCGUAUUGAGCGAACAAUUAGCGAACCUCAAACAUCGGAACUGGUACUCAGAUACAUCGGGAAGGGCAGCCAUUUGGGUCAGAGACCCUAAAAAGGUGCCGGUCGAAGAUUGCGGCAAGGGAAAUGGAUAUGAAUGGGUCAUUAGCGGAAAUAGUGCUAUAAUAAGCUGCUAUCUCUCGCCGAAUGAGGGCAUAGCCAUCUUUCCAGGAAAAUUGGUAGCAAUUGAAAAUCGCAUCCCAGACCUAGACAUUGAGGUAAUAUUGGCUGGAGAUUUCAAUGCAAAAUCCAGUGAAUGGGGAAUGACGUGGAAAGACCCUCGCGGGAAAGAAUUAGCCGAAAUGGUGGCUAGUUUGGACCUGACUGUGCUGAACGUAGGAAACUCUUUUACGUUUAGAAGACCUGGAUACCGCGAGACAAUCCCAGGCGUUACUCUGGCAUCCUGA
Molecule: messenger RNA, 534 nt
Organism: Belonocnema kinseyi
Lineage: Eukaryota; Metazoa; Arthropoda; Insecta; Hymenoptera; Cynipidae
Exons: 1
Coding region: 1-534 (177 amino acids)
Molecular function (GO): catalytic activity
Source: RefSeq, a predicted model, not a curated record